CGCGCGCAUCUUUUCGUUUUGUGUUUUGACGGGGAGGGGGGAGCUUUGAGUUGCGAUUGGCUGGUUGGCCCGGUGUCCGUCAUGCGCAGAGCGCGCGCGCUGCUCAAAGUUGGGGCGCGUCUGUCUCUCUUUCUCUCUAUCUCUCUCUCUCUGGAAGCGGAGCUGGCGAGGAUUGGGUGUUUACAAAACGAAGGAGGUCAGUGAUGGCAAAUGAAGGCACUCCUGUCCGACUAGGAGCCGUUAGUGUCCCUUAUGGGCAUGUGAUUGGCCAUGAAAAAUGGAAAGGCUCUCUGGUUGCUCAGGGGAUACAAGGGAAAGUUAAACUAAUUCUAGAAGAUGGCCUGGGAGUCGUAGACUUCCAUCUUUCAAACAGAUCCUGUGUCCUUUAUAUUUCUGAAGCAGACCUGGUUGCAGGAAAUGGCUUCAAAAGGAGACUUGUUCGCUUUAGAAACGCUUGCAAUCUCCAAGGAAUUGUUAUAGUUGAAAAAACCCAGAUAAGCGGACAGUAUUUUCCAGCAGUGCAAAAAUUUGUUGUGCUGGAACUUGGGAUGACGUUACUUCCGGUGGCAAGCCAAGAAGAAGCAGCACAGCUUAUUAUCCAGCUGGUGCAGGAGCAAACUAAAGAUCAAGCCAGCAACCCCUUUUUGGCUAAGAAAUGUCCCCAGCUCUUAGAGGCUUCUGUAUUCCAAACGGUUCAGCAGAUUCCGGGAGUUGGGAAAACAAAAGCUUUGCUUCUCCUGGAACGGUUUCAAAACCUCCACCAGCUUUGCAACGCAUCCGUCCAGGAGCUUGAGCAAGUAGUUGGACACGCCCUAGCCCAACAAAUCCAUGCGUUUUUUGCACAGGCAAAGUAAUCUCACCUGGUUGGGAAGGUGGAAGUGAACCAUGUACACCAUCUCAAGCUCCUUGCUCAAAGGACAAAGGUGGGUUAUAAACAUAGUAAAAACCUCCAUGUAGCCUGCAUGCUUGAACAGCGUCACAAACACAUUUUGGAUCUGGGUAGUGGCCUUGCUUGUUACCGCCAUGGCAGAUGGUUGUCGACUUUUGUCUGAAGUUACCUGAUGUAAGCCUUGUAUCUGUGACACAUAAGUAGCACGGCCAGGAUCCUAAGAACUGCAGCUGGUCCCAUGUGCCUAAGAAGGCUUUAUAUCAUUUUUCAAACAUCAACUUCCAUUUCCCAUAAUGAGCGUCCCCUGAAAUUGUGGGGGGUUUGCAAAAGCAGUUUGCAGGUCAAAAGAGCAAAUGAGAUUACAAAAAUUCCACUGAGUGCCCACCUGGAGCAGCUAUUUGGAUCUUAGCUACUUUUCCUUGGACAAGUCAAACCCUUCUAGUAUAGGAUGAAAUGCCCUGAACGUUGGGGUUAGGGUUAGACGGAGAAGCACUCUGCUCACAAAUGCUUAAGCAGUGAGUUCUCAAUUGUUUUUGGCUGCCUUUCACACCCCCUUUUUGCAAGAAGCUUCGGUUUUGUCUAUUUAUUAUUAUUGUAGGGAAAAACCACUGGGGGUCCAAGCCUCUGGAGGGUGAAGUGGUGCCUGGCCUAACUUUUGCAAACAUGAAGCCAGCAGUUGAGCUGCCAUUUUCUCCAACAGGGACAAGCAACUUAAGAAGAACCAUUGCUGUGGUUGCCUCAGACGACUCAUCAGAUCAAGGCUUCUGCUGUCAAAAUUGCCUGGGGAAAUAUAUUCUCGCAAGUGGUGCUAUGAAACCAACCCUUCCCGCCCCUGAGUUGAUCGCAAAUCUGUGAAGCCUUAUUUAUUGCUGUUGCGUCAACUUUCAUCCGCACCUGACCUGACCAGCUGCCAGGUUGCUUUUGCGUAAAUCAUCUUGUUUCAGGUGACAUGCUUGGAAACCGGCUGUCUUGGUGCAACCUGAAGAUCACUUUUCUGCCAGGCACCUGGGAUGCUGCCAACCUGAAACACGUAGGAGUGUCAGAGUUAAAAAGGGUGCCUGACUCAGACUUCCUCACCUGCCAGUGGCGUUCUGUAUGCUUUUCAGUGGAGUCAUGCUUUCAUGAAACUCAAAGGUUAUAACCAGGCCCUUCUGGGCAAGGCUCCCAGCCUGCUGUUCAGUUCUCUUCAGAGGAGGUGGACACCUGGGAGGACAAAUGGAAAGUGAUGCAUCUCUCUUGACUUUUUUACUGCCUGCAGUCCCAUUUUAAAGACAUCCCCUGUGGAUAUUCCUGCAUUUUGGAUAUGGAUGAAUCCACUAAUUUGGUUCCUGUCCCUUGCACAGUAUUUGCCAUUACAAGCACUCAAUUCUAGACAAGCAAAAAAAAAAGUUGUUUUGCUAAUUAAUUGUGUUUUCCAAUUAGUGGUCCUUUGUCGGUGGAAGGCAUCUGGUAGCUAAAUGGGGGAGGGAUGAAGUUUUCAGUUAUUCUUCCUGUGUGGCCUCCAGAUCUCCUUCAGAAGGUCCCCUAACCCUCUGGAGUGGAUACUUUGGGGUUGGGGGCUCCCAUGUCUUCAUCACAGGCACACAAAUUGGAGAAACUCUUAGUCUGUAGGCUGCCGACACAUUCUGUCUCCUCUGACAAGUUACCUGAUUCAGUAUUGCUUUUCAUCACUUUUGAGGGUCUUUUGGUUCAUUUGAAAAUUUCACUAAAAUUGCUUACUUUUUUUGCUAUUUUACUAACACCUUUAGUUUCACCUCAAUACAUGUGACUAUACUUGUUCAUGGUCUCCCCUCCUAUUACACUCUCCCGUCCCCUCUGAAUGCCCUCCCAAGUUGAGAUUUGGACGAAGACCCUUAUGUAAUUCUGUAAAAUAUGGUGUAUGGCUUUUAUAAAUGAAAAAUAAAAUAAUCACUAAAUGUUUUGCAAGUUCUAGGCACAAGAACCACA
Messenger RNA from Podarcis muralis (Common wall lizard), 2836 nucleotides. It is a transcript of the gene FAAP24, whose product is annotated as FA core complex associated protein 24. Gene Ontology annotation, cellular component: Fanconi anaemia nuclear complex. Gene Ontology annotation, molecular function: chromatin binding. The record is from RefSeq and is a predicted model, not a curated record. NCBI's taxonomy places the organism in Eukaryota, Metazoa, Chordata, Lepidosauria, Squamata, Lacertidae. Gene Ontology annotation, biological process: interstrand cross-link repair.